Dreissena polymorpha is the source of this 1268-nucleotide messenger RNA. Its product is annotated as tryptase-2-like. The transcript has 7 exons. Gene Ontology annotation, molecular function: serine-type endopeptidase activity. The record is from RefSeq and is a predicted model, not a curated record. Lineage: Eukaryota; Metazoa; Mollusca; Bivalvia; Myida; Dreissenidae. Gene Ontology annotation, biological process: proteolysis. Bases 230 to 1108 code for a protein of 292 amino acids.
AGAAGGACACUAAAACGUUGACUUAGUAGAACAUAUGCAGGUGGUAUUAUACUAAAUACGAUAUUAUGUUUUAUGUCAGGACUUUGAGAUUCCGUACGGUGAAAGCUCGCUAGUGUUAGAGGGACCAGGUUUCCCUAUCCGCUCCCAGUGUAUUGCCGUGCUCAGUCGCUGGGAGACCGGGCACGACGAUGAGGGCGGCAAUCCGAAAGCGGGGAAUCCAUUGGUAGCCAUGGAAACAGAAGGGUAUCAAGUGACAUUCGAAGGCUGUAAUGCUUUGGCGGCGCAGGAACCCGUCGGUUCGUGUGGCAAUACCUACGUAGAGGAAAACGACGCUAAGAAGCGCGUUGUAGGCGGCUCGGCGUUACUUCAGGGUGAGUGGCCGUGGUUGGCAUCGAUACACUAUGCGUAUGGGGAGAACAUCACGGGUCAUACGUGUGGAGCUACACUUAUUCACCCACAGUGGCUACUCACCGCCGCGCACUGCUUCGUUUUUAGUUGGAUUGACUUGUCGGACACAAGCAUCUGGCGCAUUGUGCUCGGGGAGCACGUUCAGUAUCGAGAGGAAGGCACUGAGCAGAAGCACACCUUGGACAAGGUUGUCCCACACCCCAAUUACUUGCUGUCGUCGGACGAUCGCAUGCUCUAUGAUAUCGCUCUACUAAAGUUGAGCAGGCCAGCUGACUUGUCCGAGUACGUGAACACCAUCUGUAUCGAGCCCGACUACACCGCGCCCGAUCACAGCCACUGUGUCACAGCGGGUUGGGGAGACUUGGAGCAUGGGGCGGGUAUGGGCGUGGAAAUGCCGCACCAUGCAAGUGUUCAGAUCGUGCCGAAUUCCGUCUGCGCCGACAGCUACAGUCAACUUCCGUAUGGAUACAGCUAUGAAAAUUUCACCAUCGGGGACUCUCUUAUUUGCGCCGCCGCUGAGGGCAAGGAUGCCUGUCAGGGCGACUCGGGUGGUCCGCUGGCGUGCUUCAAUAAUGGCCAUUGGACCCAGGUGGGCGUGGUCUCAACCGGCUAUGGAUGCGCCCACCCACAGUAUCCUGGGAUCUACACGCGCGUUAACCAUUUCCACGACUGGAUAGAAGAUGUCAUGCACUCUUACUGAUUACCCAACACUGCAUCAAUCUGUGCAACCAGGACCUGCAAUGGUUACUGCACAACUACUGGUGCUUUGGAAGAUAGCGUUCAAAAUGUUUGACAGUUACAACUACAGUUUGUAUAUCUUGCCAAUAUAUAUAUAUAUAUAUAUAUAUAUAUAUAUAUAU